AUGGCUGAGCUGAGCACUUUUAAACAAGUGCACCAUAAGGUACCCUGCAUAGCACAAAGGGAUCAGUCAAGGGCUGGAGGUCAGAAGUGGAAACCACCAACUUGGCCUUAUUUGAAAGUCAAUUUUGAUGCUGCUUUUGACAAAAUGAAGGAAAUGAUGGGUAUGAGAAUCGUCAUCAGAGAUUGUGAAGGGGACUUGCUGGCUUCUUUGUUGGUUUCAAAUGAAUGUGUAAAUUCAGUUUUCUUAGCAGAAAGCAAUGCUCUUCUAAGAGCCAUGGAACUGUGCCAAGACUUGGCCUUCACUUUGGUGGAGUUCGAAGGUGAUGCAAAGGCUGUUGUUGAUGUUGUUAAGUCAAAUGUAGAUGAAAAUUCUUGGCUGGGGCAAGUAAUUGAGGACAUUAAACAAAUGAUGAAUAGAUUCUCUUCAUGGAAGCUUUCUUUUGCUCAUAGAAUGAGCAACAAGGUUGCUCAUGAAGUUGCUAAGCUGGCUUUAAGGUUUGAUAGUGAAAGAGUGUGGUUAGAAGAGGGUCCUCUUUAG
Juglans microcarpa x Juglans regia is the source of this 537-nucleotide messenger RNA. RefSeq lists its product as uncharacterized. Gene Ontology annotation, molecular function: RNA-DNA hybrid ribonuclease activity; nucleic acid binding. The transcript has a single exon. The coding region runs from base 1 to 537 and encodes 178 amino acids. The record is from RefSeq and is a predicted model, not a curated record. NCBI's taxonomy places the organism in Eukaryota, Viridiplantae, Streptophyta, Magnoliopsida, Fagales, Juglandaceae.